Messenger RNA from Stegostoma tigrinum, 2582 nucleotides. It is a transcript of the gene rmi1, whose product is annotated as RMI1, RecQ mediated genome instability 1, homolog (S. cerevisiae). The coding region runs from base 508 to 2448 and encodes 646 amino acids. Gene Ontology annotation, cellular component: RecQ family helicase-topoisomerase III complex; nuclear body. The transcript is spliced from 3 exons. Gene Ontology annotation, biological process: double-strand break repair via homologous recombination; resolution of meiotic recombination intermediates. The record is from RefSeq and is a predicted model, not a curated record. NCBI's taxonomy places the organism in Eukaryota, Metazoa, Chordata, Chondrichthyes, Orectolobiformes, Stegostomatidae. Gene Ontology annotation, molecular function: nucleotide binding.
AUAAAACAUGUUGUGAGCGGUUCUUACCAAGUAUUUCAAGUUAUAGCCCUUUAGAACUGCUUUCUUAAAAAAUCGUGACCGCAUAAUAAAUAUCGUUUCAUAUAGUUCUUUUAGAUCUGUAUGUUGUGGCGAGCAGAUCAUGAAACAACCACCAAACGAUGAAGAACUAUGAGAUAUCGCGAGAGUUGGAUCCGCGGGCGCGCGGGCGGGAGAGAAUUCUGGAAAAAAAGUAGUUGGUGCCAGUGGAGGAGGAAGGAUGAAGGGCAAUUUGGGAAGUGGGGGACGGGACUCGUAUAACAUAUACAGCUCAACAAUGGAGGGCUGCGUUAACAUAGGUUUCCAGCAUCCGUAGUAUUUUGCUUUUAGACUUUCUCAUGUGAGGCAUGGUCGUGGAGGGCCUUACUGUCCUAAACUGUAUGGGUUUUGAAAGACGCCACGGAUUACAGUCCAUCUUUAUAGGUUCGAGUAUGGUGUUCAAGCCCAUUAAAUGAAAUUUAGAAAACCAAAAUGAUCUCUGCAAGAAUUGAAACUUGGUUGGAAGCAACAUGGCAUCUCAAAGUUCCUUCACAUUGGCUUCAGGCCUGUGUAGAGUGGAUUCAACAGGAGAACCAAGGUGUUACUCUAACACAGGCCCAAAUCAACAAACAAGUUUUUGAGCAAUGGCUUCUUACUGACCUCCGAGAUCUGGAGUAUCCAAUUUUGCCAGAAGGAAUCUCUGCAAUGCAGAAAUGCGAUCUCAAUGGAUUUUACUGCUUGCAGAUUGAUUCACUAAUUGAUGUCAGCCAAGCUGCAUACAGCCAGCUACAAAAAAUCAGGGGAAAGGACACUUCUAAUGAACAAGUGACAUCAACACAAAUAUCGCAAAGAUCUUGGGAAGCAAAACCAACCCGAAUGUUGAUGCUGCAAUUAACAGAUGGAGUCCAGGAACUUCAAGGUAUGGAAUAUAAGCCUAUUCCUGCUUUGCAUAGCAGCCUUUCACCAGGCACAAAAAUCUUGUUGCUGGGUAAUAUUGCCUGCCGAUUAGGAGUUCUGCUUAUUAAACCUGAAAAUGUAAGGCUGAUGGGAGGUGAAGUGGAAUCUCUUAUGGAAGAAAACUCCCAAGAGAGACUACUUGCAAGGUUAAUUGGAGAACCAUAUGAUACUGCUGUAACCAGAGUGAAUAAUAAUCAAAAUACAACUGAAAGGACUAAUGGGAUGCCUCAGCUCUUGGAACCUUCGGAUGAUGAGCUUUUGGCUGGUUUUGAUGAAAAUGAUCUGCUUUUGGAGUCCAGAAUUAAUUCUGAAAGUGGAUAUUGUAGUAGAACUGGCACUUUAAGUUGUGUUUCCAAUUGCACACAGCCUUUAAGCAGCAGAUGGCAAAGUAUGGACUCUCAGACUCCAGAAAUGUCCACAGGAUUUCAAAGAGAAGAUAGCGAAUUAAUAGAUUGUAAUGAUGAAGACUUUGAUGAGUUUCCCAUGGAUGAAGUUGAUGAUUUGCUCAUCCAGGGUGAAUUGAAUGCAGAAACUGAGCAUGAUAGAACAAUGAGCCAAUUCCCAGAAUUUCUCAAAUCCUUAGAGCAGCCACAGAGAAAUAACAUUAAGCAUGCUGCAGAAGCAGCAGAUAGCAGACCCAGUACAUGCCAUAAGCAAAGUGUAUUAGCUGCUGAUAAUACUUCUGGCUGUCAAAUAAAAAACCAAGCUAAUCUUCUUAAAAGUGGCAUUUAUACUGAAAAUGCAAGGCCGGAUUCUAUGCUAAAUGAUCACGAUUCCAUGAAAAAGACAGGCAUUACUCCUGUGGAAGGAAUAAAUAAUACAAGUGUUCUCACCACGGAACUGAGAAAGGAACAGCUUAAUUCAUUAAUGCUGUAUGAGUCCUUUGACAGUAGGCCAAAGAACGACUCUGUACCUGAAAAUCUGUGCACCCUGUCUGAAGUAAUUUCAGGUUCUUCUGGCACUGGAGGCAAUUUUCAGAAUGGUGCAGGAAUAAGCAAUAUGAAUGGAAGAAAGUUCAACGAUCAGUUUGUGGGAUUGAAUUCUCUACCGUUUACAUACCUAAAUAUUCUUUUAGAUAAGAAACCUGAUGUAAUAACUGUGGUACAAAUCAAAGCGUUCAUUGUUACCUUACUGGACAAACUCACAAGUAAUGGUGGACUGUGGAGUAUUAAAGCUAGAAUAUCAGAUGGUACUGCCUACAUGGAUGUAGAACUUAUUGAUAACAUUUUGAAAAGCUUGAUUGGUUUUUCGGUGGCUGAAAUGAGAAACUCAAUAAAAUGUCCUAAUCAACAGCAGAAGAUAACCGUGGGGUUACAAAAAUGCCAACAGGAGUUGGUGGACCUCUGUUGUCUAAUGACUAUUGAAUUUAACCCAACCGUAACUACUGCUAGAGUUUUGGCAUUCCGUGAAGUAACUCUAGAAGACCUGCAGCAUUUAGAAUACCGGGUACGUUCAGAAAGAAUGUUGACUAAAUAAUUAAACAACUGGAGUUUGAGAUUUAUUUUCCGUGUGCUAUUGCAUUACAGAUUUGGAGGAUUAUUUUAAUCAAAUUAAAAUACAUGUGUUUAAUUUGUGAAAUUUGACUUCUGAAAAAUAAACAGUUUUUAAAA